Messenger RNA from Drosophila serrata, 2947 nucleotides. RefSeq names its product Ubiquitin specific protease 2 (gene Usp2). NCBI's taxonomy places the organism in Eukaryota, Metazoa, Arthropoda, Insecta, Diptera, Drosophilidae. The record is from RefSeq and is a predicted model, not a curated record. Gene Ontology annotation, biological process: protein deubiquitination. Gene Ontology annotation, molecular function: cysteine-type deubiquitinase activity.
GUAUUUUGUUUUGUCGUUCUGACAUUAGUGCAGCGCGGUCACACCGGCCAAAAUAAAAAAAAAUCAGAUUGCAAAAUAUUUGCCUACUACUUCAGCAGGAACAACAACGGGUCUUAGAUGUAGCACAUAAGAAGCAAUUAAGUUUAAAUUUAAACUAAAACUAGAAGAUAAUGCUUGGAUAAAUGUAAAUAAGAAGAUACAGGAGGAGACAAGAAAGCAUCAGACAAACAUUGAGGAGGCAACGGAAAGGAAUUUAAGAAAGGACAAACGGAAGGACGUGCAUUAAUUAAUAAAAAAAAUCAUCAAACAACGCUCGGCUGGACAUUCAUCCUGAUUAAAUCCGGGACUAGGUCACUGCUGCUGCUGCUGCUGCCACUAAUAUGCGUGUAAUCGCGCCGCGUAGAUCGUCAACGUCAGCGGCGGGCACCGGCAGUCUCUACGGCACAUCGUCGUCGUCGUCCGGCGGCAGCGGCUCAGCCACCGGCUCAGCUAGCGGUAGCGCGGUGGAUCGGUCCAGCGUCGGGGCCACCACGAACGGAUAUUCGCGGUACUCGGGCAGCUACGAUCGCGGCAGCAGCCUCUCCAAGUGGCUGCCCACGUCCGGUGGCUCCUCCUCAUCCACGUCCACGUCCGGCUACGGUAGCAGCUAUUACCCCAGCUCAUAUUCGGCGUACUCCUCCUCUGCAAGCCAUUCAACCUCAGGAUCAUCGUAUGUGCCGCGCAGCAGCCUGCAAAGGAGCAGCGUAGGAUCAACAUCGUCGUCGUCGUAUCUGAGCGGUGGUUCCGGAUCCACAGCGUCCGCCUACCGCACAACCAGCUCUUCGUCGUAUCUGAGCGGCUCCAGUUAUGAUUCACCUACGUACAGCCGAUACGGAUUACCGCGCAAAACAUCAUCAAAGAUCACCUCGAAUGGCGAUAGCUUGAGCGGAUCGGCGGCCAAGAGGGAUGACUAUGUCAGCCGGCGAAGUAUAGCGGACUCCGUCUCCUCCACCGCCAAGAAGCCGCCGAUAAGCGGCGGCGGCGCUGGAGGAAGUAACUCCUCCAGUAAUCACACGGAGACCAAUGGCCAUGGCGGCGGCAAGAUCUUCAUCAUCAUCAUCUGGCAGCCGUUGUCCAGUUCAUCUUCAUCCCCAUCGCUGGCCCGCCUGGUGGCCACCUCCGGACUGGAUAUGUACGAAAAGUACAGUCCGGCCAACUAUAAACCCAACUGUGAACUGUCACGUUCCAGGUCGGGGCAUGCUGAGCAGGAGCUGGAGAAUGGAAGUGGCGGCGGCAGUGCUACACCCACCGAGACGGUGACACUGGAUCCGCGUAGCAGCCGGUAUAGUCGCCUCUACAGCAACAGCAGUGAUGCGGGCGGUGAGGUCACGACCAGCUCUGGAAGACUUGGAACGGGCACGGGCACAGGGACGACCUCCCGGAGCAGUAGCGGCAGCAGGUAUUCGAUAAACAAUAGCAACAGCAGUGGGGAUGUGCCCACAGCCACCUUUACACUACGCAGCAGUCGGACGCGUCGCAGUCAGGCGGAGGAUGUCACAGCCAAGGCAACAGCACAAAUGGAGCUAAGGAACCAGGAUACAACCGAUGAUGCUGGAAUCUCUGCUCCCAGCAGCGGCAAUGGCAAUGGCAAUGACAAUGGCAGCGAUGCCCAGGCGGAGGUGGACAAUGGAGAUGUGAGCACCACGGCCACAUUUAAGCUAUCAUCCUCAUCCGCCGACAGCAAGACGCAGGCGAGGAGCGGCACUACUGGCAGCAGUGCCCGGAGCGUCUUGCCGCCCAUGACACCGACGUCGAGUCGUUACUGGGAUCGGGAUCGUGAGAGCGGCACUAGCCGUAGCAGCGGCUCCACUUCCACCCUUACCUCGUCGUCGCUGAAGCACAACUCGGAUGAUGGCUAUAAGAACGCCUCCUCGUCUAGAGAUGAGAAGUCAGAAGGUGUUUGUGGGCUGAGAAACAUCGGGAACACAUGCUUCAUGAACUCUGUCAUCCAGUGCCUGAGCCACACCCAAGAGCUGACGCGCUUCCUGCGCUCGCAGCACGGCUCCCGCUCGUCCUCCACCAAGGACCAGCAGAUACUCCACGAAUUUGCCAAACUCAUCCAGGAAAUGUGGACCUCGAAUGUGCAUACAAUGACGCCCAUGGAGCUGAAGCGUGCCUUCUCCACGAAGCACCGCAUGUACAGCGACUACAAUCAGCAGGAUGCCCAGGAGUUCCUGCGCUUCUUCCUCGACUCGCUGCACUCGGCCCUCAACACGGGCGUCAAGGGUGAGACGCUCAACAUUGACGAUAAUCUCAGUGACAAUAAGAAGGCGGACCUGACCUGGGAAUGGUAUACGCGGCAUGAGAACUCUCUGGUGCGCGACCUCUUUGUGGGGCAGCUAAAGAGCACCCUGAAGUACACCUGCGGCAAUACGAGCGUUACAUUUGAUCCCUUUUGGGAUCUGAGCGUACCGCUCCCUUCCUCGUCACGCUGCAAGCUUGAGGCCUGCCUGGACCUCUUCAUACGCGAGGAGGUUCUUGACGGGGACGAGAUGCCGACAUGCGCCAAAUGCAAGACACGACGGAAAUGCACCAAGAGCUUCACCAUACAGCGUUUCCCCAAAUAUCUCGUUAUUCACCUUAAACGCUUCUCGGAGACGCGCUGGAGCAAGCUGUCGAACAUCGUUGAGUUCCCCACAUCGGAUCGCGAGCUCAACAUGGGCUCCUAUGGCGCCAACUCCAACUCGAAUGUGCAUUACUCGCUCUAUGCGAUAUCCAAUCAUAUGGGCUCGACGGCUGGCGGUCAUUAUGUGGCCCUGUGCAAGCAUCUCUCCCGCAAGUGGCACGAGUUCAAUGAUAAUAUCGUCAGCGAUGCCUUGAGCGAAAACCAUCUCGUUUCAUCCAGUGCCUAUAUACUUUUCUACGAGCGUGCGUAAGGCCCGGAAGCAGGAGGGAGUCUUCGCUGAUU